GUGGCCUGCAGGACAGCAUCGAUUAUGUGCUUGAUGCAUGAUAUGAUUCGACUCUCUUUCGAGGCCAUUCGUGCCGAUUUUAUUUUUUUUUUUUUUUCCCUUUCGCAUUUCUAUAAAACCACAUCUAUGUAUUAUGAAAUUAUGCAACUAUACCCCGCAGCUGAUCCGUGGGCUUUCCCCGGGUAUUUGUAUUUCCUGUCCUGUUCUGCUAUUCUUCCCACUGGGGUCGACGCUCCCUUGUUUCCAGAACUGUGUAUUGCGCCUUUUUAUUUCUUACGACACUGUGUUAUUUCGGGCAUUGUAUCAUCAUGGAUUGAACAGAAACAGCCUGUCAUCCUUGAGGUGGGACUGGAAUGCGACGUUUCGCUCAGAUUGUUAUAUACUAAGAAGUCGAUUAAAGAAAGCGACAAGCAGUAUAGAAGAAGAGAGAGGUGUUUCAUCGCUAGUUGCGAAAUAGGCAAUGAACUUACUGGGUUCGAUCAACCUUCAGAAAAAG
Messenger RNA from Aspergillus costaricaensis CBS 115574, 496 nucleotides. RefSeq lists its product as uncharacterized. The record is from RefSeq and is a predicted model, not a curated record. The transcript has a single exon. Bases 134 to 457 code for a protein of 107 amino acids. NCBI's taxonomy places the organism in Eukaryota, Fungi, Ascomycota, Eurotiomycetes, Eurotiales, Aspergillaceae.